CUAACCUCAAAUUGAUGUUCUAGUUCUAUGAUCAAAAUAAAUUUCGGAUAAAAAUUUAUUUUUUGAUAUUUCAAAUUAAAAAGUCUCUCGAAUUAUGAUGUUAUCAAGGAGUUUGGUACAUUUCUCUUCAAAUUCUAUAGGCGCGAGAUCCAUAAGUUUAAGUUCCACAAAUAAUUUGAUUCAGAAAUGGAGGAAGGAGAAAGGACUGCCUCUAAAUCCAAAUGCUCAUGGAAAUUUAACAGACGGCCAAGACUACACUUACCUAGACGGUCGUCCAACACCUUAUGGUGUUGGUCAAAUGAAACGAAUAUCCAAGCAGAGGGAACUAGCCGAAUCUAUAAUAAGGUUAACACGUGAAGUUGAUUUCGCAGUAGAGAGGCACAAGGAAUUGAAAAAAGCUGAAGAACAACAACGAAUGAAAAUAUUAAGUUCAAAACUCAAACCCAAAGGUUCCGCAUUAUUGAAAGCAAAAAAUGAAGUAUAAAACAAAUGUAUUGUAUAUAAGAAUUGGGUACUGUAAUGAUUUUCAUACUGCGCUACUAUUACCCAGUAGAUUAUUUUAGUUAUUUAUAAUUGUUGCUGAAGAUUAAAGAGAUGACAAAACAUA
Messenger RNA from Coccinella septempunctata (seven-spotted ladybird), 607 nucleotides. RefSeq names its product 39S ribosomal protein L52, mitochondrial (gene mRpL52). Gene Ontology annotation, cellular component: mitochondrial large ribosomal subunit. Bases 95 to 484 code for a protein of 129 amino acids. Gene Ontology annotation, biological process: mitochondrial translation. Gene Ontology annotation, molecular function: structural constituent of ribosome. The record is from RefSeq and is a predicted model, not a curated record. Lineage: Eukaryota; Metazoa; Arthropoda; Insecta; Coleoptera; Coccinellidae. The transcript has a single exon.